AUGCUGAAGCCCAAGGCCAAGGAGAAGUCCAGGGCCCUGCUGGCCACGAUGGUCAUGCCCGAUGACGAAAUCCCUGUGGACCUCAUGCUGGAGCACCACAUGCGCAUGCUGACCGGCAACAUGAGCACACUGGAGGCCGCCAUCAUCGACAACCACCCGCCCUGGGACGAGAGGAAGAGCUCGCAGGAGCCGCUCCUCGCCCGCUACCGGCGCUCGCAGGGCGCCACGGGCAACGUCCAGGUGAAGAGCGUGAACUACACGAAGAUGAGCGAGCUCCUGCAGCGCUUCUUCGGCCAGAGCCCGCUCCAGCUCUACAAGAACCACCCCAAGGCCCUGCAGCUCUUCAGGAAGGAUGCGCCCGCGAACCUCUCGAGGAUGGACCCCCGGGCGAAGGCUGCGCGCCUGCUCGGGAUGAUGCACUUCAUGGAGCUGUGCCAGGACGCCGAGGCGGACAUCGACAUGUGCAUCUUCAUGGACUCGACGAGCUUCGUGUACCGCGAGAGCGAGACGGGGAUCGUCGAGCUGGCGCAGCGCUUCUUCCGCAAGGAGCCGAACGCGGUGGUGCUGCAGCCCCCAGACCUGUGCACCUCCAUGCGGACCUCGGAGAGGGGCGUCUGCAAGGUCGGGAACGCGACCGGCAUCUACCAUGGCUUCAUGGUGAUCCACCGCGACCGCUUCCAGGGCUUCGCGCCCAUGUCGGUGGAGGAGAUCAACCUCUCCAGCAAUUUUGAGGACCUCCUGGCCGAGGGGCUGACCAAGGGUGGGGUCGAGGGCGCCGUGAGGCGCAUGAGGUGCAGCGGCACUUUCGUCAUCAACCCGUACGACUCUUCCCUGGGCAGGUACGCAUGCCAGUCGCCCAACCCGAUGGGCCUCUCGUCGCAGGCGCGGGCCAUGCGGACUACCAGGCACAAGGAGAGGAUGGCCAGCGGGUUCGCCGAGGACUACUCCCGCUUCGAGGGUGGCGCGGAGGGGGCCCAGGGGCUGCAGGCCCUGAUCGAGCGCUUCGAGGCGGGCAAGUUCCCCGAGGCCAAGCACCCGGACAGCGUGACCAACAAGUGCCUGAACAUGUGCCCCUCCCGGGAGCGCAUCGCCAAGGGCCUCGCGUGGUGA
Messenger RNA from Prorocentrum cordatum, 1110 nucleotides. The record is from the annotation of a GenBank genome assembly. NCBI's taxonomy places the organism in Eukaryota, Dinophyceae, Prorocentrales, Prorocentraceae.